Knipowitschia caucasica is the source of this 201-nucleotide messenger RNA. NCBI's taxonomy places the organism in Eukaryota, Metazoa, Chordata, Actinopteri, Gobiiformes, Gobiidae. The record is from the annotation of a GenBank genome assembly.
AUGCUCCUCAGUCUGAGUAACUCCUCCUUCAUCUACGGCUCGUGUGUGCGUGGGCCGCCCCAGCACAUGCACUUAACCCAAAUGAAGGAGCAGACGGGAGAAGGGUUAUUCCUGACGGCAGUGGCAGCGUUUGAGGUGUGGGCCUCCUCCUCCCGCCCCAUGGAGCUCGCAGACACACGAGAGACGCACAGACAACACUGA